Molecule: messenger RNA, 582 nt
Organism: Acanthamoeba castellanii str. Neff
Lineage: Eukaryota; Discosea; Longamoebia; Acanthamoebidae
Product: Rho family, small GTP binding protein Rac3, putative
Exons: 4
Coding region: 1-582 (193 amino acids)
Biological process (GO): regulation of cell shape; regulation of actin cytoskeleton organization; actin filament organization
Cellular component (GO): cell projection; cell cortex; cytoplasmic vesicle
Molecular function (GO): protein kinase binding; GTPase activity; GTP binding
Source: RefSeq, a predicted model, not a curated record
AUGGCCACCAAGUCCAUCAAGCUGGUCGUCGUUGGCGACGGUGCGGUCGGUAAGACGUGCCUUCUCAUCUCGUAUGCCAACAACCGCUUCCCCGAAGAGUAUGUGCCCACCGUGUUCGACAAUUAUGUUGUGAAUUUGACUGCUGGUGAGGAGACCAUCGAGCUUGGUCUUUGGGAUACUGCCGGUCAGGAGGAGUACGAUCGUCUGCGCCCCCUCAGCUAUGCCAAUGCCAACGUGUUCUUGGUCUGCUUCUCGGUGGUGAACCCCGUAUCGUUCGAGAACGUCACCUCCAAGUGGUUCCCCGAGGUCAACCACUUCUGCCCCAACGUGCCCCUCAUCGUCGUUGGCACCAAGCUCGAUCUCAGGAACGACAACUCCACCCUCGAGAAGCUCAAGGGUCAGGGCCAGCGCCCCGUCACGCACGAGGAGGGCGAGGAGCUCGCCAGGAAGCUCAAGGCCGUCAAGUUCAUCGAGUGCUCUGCCUUCACCGGUGAGAACCUCAAGACGGUCUUCGACGAUGCCGUCAAGUCCGUCCUCUUCUCCAAGAGGAAGAAGGCUAAGGGUGGCUGCUCUCUGUUCUAA